AGGAGGGGGGGAAGGGCCAUUUUGUCGCUCUCCCGGCCCUGGGCUUCUUUUCUCCAGUUUGGCAGACAGAGGAGGAACGUUUGCGUCUCAAGAGGAGAGAUUUCCCCCAAAAUUACAAUCCGAUUUGCAGAAGGGGGUGUGGAUCCCCGCAAACCCCCUUUCUGCCCCGGCUUUGGCUGCUUUGGGGGCCCCUAGAAAGGAUCCGGGAUCAGGAAGGACACACUGAGCUCCCCAGGAUCCAAAAUGCACAGGACCACCAGGAUAAAAAUCACAGAGCUCAACCCGCACUUGAUGUGCGCCCUGUGUGGAGGCUACUUCAUAGAUGCCACAACCAUUGUGGAAUGCUUACACUCUUUCUGCAAAACCUGCAUUGUCCGCUACCUGGAAACCAACAAAUAUUGCCCGAUGUGUGACGUUCAAGUGCAUAAAACACGGCCUCUUCUCAGUAUCAGAUCAGAUAAAACCCUACAAGAUAUAGUGUACAAACUGGUUCCAGGACUAUUCAAAGAUGAAAUGAAGAGGCGGCGUGAUUUCUAUGCAGCAUAUCCUCUGGCUGAUGUGCCUAAUGGAUCCAACGAAGACCGGGGAGAAGUUUCAGAACAAGAGAAAGGGAACCUAUCGGAUGAUGAAAUCGUCAGUUUAUCCAUAGAGUUCUAUGAAGGAAUCAGAGAAGAAAACAAAGGAACAGUUGAAAAUGGAAACCUGGACAAAGAUAAAAAAAACAGCAUGAGGUUCCUCCGUUGUCCUGCCGCCAUGACCAUCAUGCACCUGGCCAAGUUUCUCCGCAACAAGAUGGAUGUGCCCAGCAAAUACAAAGUUGAAGUUCUCUAUGAAGAUGAGCCUCUGAAAGAAUAUUAUACACUCAUGGACAUUACUUACAUCUAUCCUUGGCGAAGGGUGAGUGACGAGGGAAAUCCUCUUAUUAAAGAAGUACAUCUUUCGGAAAUACUCAAGAAUGGUCCUCUUCCUUUGAAGUACCGGGUCCAGCCAGCCUGCAAGAGGUUAAAGCUGUCCUCCCAGCCUCCCAACUCAGAAUGCACCAACACCAGUGGUGCGUCGGAGUGUGAAUCUGUCAGCGACAAGGCUAAUAGCCCCGCCACCUUGCCGGCCACCACUUCCUCAUCCUUGCCCAGCCCGGCCACACCUUCGCAUGGCUCCCCGAGCUCCAACACCACCACUGUGAGCAUUCCUGCCAACGCUUCCUCCGGCGCCAUGCUCAAUGGCUCCUCCUCGAACUGCCACCAGAUGCAGCCCUUGGCUGGCAGGGGACGCAAAACCAUGGUGAACGGCGGUCCAGCGAUGUCGGCGUUGACUUAAAAAGGAAAGAAUGGCUCGUUUCCAUCCCCCUUGUUGCCGGAUCCUGAGUUUUAUAAAUAAGUAUAUUAUGUGUAGAUAGGGGCAGUGGUGGGUGGGUUGGGGAAAUUAUACAUACUUAUUUUCUAUUGAUUGAUUUGAC
Molecule: messenger RNA, 1456 nt
Organism: Anolis sagrei ordinatus
Lineage: Eukaryota; Metazoa; Chordata; Lepidosauria; Squamata; Anolidae
Gene: PCGF2
Product: polycomb group ring finger 2
Biological process (GO): negative regulation of transcription by RNA polymerase II
Cellular component (GO): PRC1 complex
Molecular function (GO): promoter-specific chromatin binding
Source: RefSeq, a predicted model, not a curated record